This is a messenger RNA of Soboliphyme baturini, 840 nucleotides long. NCBI's taxonomy places the organism in Eukaryota, Metazoa, Nematoda, Enoplea, Dioctophymatida, Soboliphymatidae. The record is from the annotation of a GenBank genome assembly.
AUGUCUUUACCACUCUUUUCUAGACGCGAGCUUGUGGCUGUGAAAGAAGAACUCGUGCAACUGAAGCAGACAGUAGCCACCUUGCGGAAUGAGGUCAUCGCUGACUACACUGCAGAAGCGAAGUCUGUUGAGAGUGUGAAUAACUUGCCAGACUUGGACGACAUUAAUCAGCACAACAAACACCUCACAUACGAGUAUAUCGACUUCCUGUUGGCCAGCGAAAGGCCGGAAACGCGCGAACGAAUGUAUCUUUUGCUGAACCAACACGCAGAUUUUCAUAAAGACGACUUCGAAUUCUUAUGGCGAUUUGCUCGAUGCACAUUUCUUUAUUCCCAGAAUUUCAAUGACGUUGAUGAGGAAAAGAAAAGAAAACUUUGUUUCGAAGCAAAGAAGUAUGCAUACAAAGCGUUGGAGUUGAAAGAAGAUGAUGCGAAUGUGCAAAAAUGGUGUGCAGUAACAGUUGGAGCAUUGAGCGAUUUUCUUGGUUUCAAAUAUAAGCUUCAGAACGGUUUCACAUGCAGGGAGCACAUCCUCAAAUCCCUUAAACUGAAUCCUGACGACUGGUUCUCUCAUUAUAUUUAUGGUCGAUGGUGCUUCACGGUUGCUGCUCUUAGUUGGGUCGAGCGAAAAGUAGCCAGCACUCUCUUUGAAGAGCCACCAAUCGCUACAUAUGAAGAAGCUCUGACAGAAUUUCUUGAGGCCGAAAGAUUGCAGCCUAUAGCAUGGAAAGAGAACAUGCUUUACAUAGCGAAAUGUCAUCUUCAGAUGGGAAACAACGAGAUGGCACAUGAAUACUUGAAUGCUGCUGACGCCAUUCCUGUCACUUCAGCAGAAGUAUGA